AUGAGUGAAUUAACUGUAACAUAUUCUGAUUUGCAACUUCAACCUUCAUCUCAGCCACAGAGAAGACAAAGGCUUGCAACUUCUGAAAGAAAAAGUUCUUUAUGUUGUAAGCACCAAGAUCUUUGUACUCCAUCUCCAUGGAAAUUCAUUGCAGUGAUUCCGUGGAUCAUUUGCCUGAUGCUUACUUGGUCUGUUGGGACCUUAACCACAACGUUGCAUCAGAAAUCAUGUCAAGGGGAAGGAUAUCCAGGAAAUCUCUCCUCUAACAAGGAAGCAAAUAAAACAUUUCAAAUUCAGAGUUAUCCUACCUGUUCAAACAACUGGCAUCAACAUGGAGAAAAUUGUUACUAUUUUUCAAGGGACAUACAUCCUUGGGAAAAAUGUAACCAUUAUUGCAUUGGUUUAGAGUCAAGCUUUCUUAAAUUGAAUAUGGAAGAAGAGAUGAAUUUUGUAAUGAAAUUGUCAAAGAUGCAAUGUGGUCUAUUUCAAGCAAAGUUUUGGAUCAGUUUAUACUACAACAAUGAGCAACUAAAAUGGGUCUGGCUAGAUGGCACAGAUGUUACCCUGCACAAGCUUCAAAUUCAAGAACUUGAGAAUGCUAACAAUAAAUGUGUACAUAUAAAAUUUGGCCAGGUGAUUGCUGAAGAUUGCCAGAAUAAUGGUUAUUGUAUCUGCAAGAAGAUAAUAUAUUCAGAUUAA
Molecule: messenger RNA, 699 nt
Organism: Enhydra lutris kenyoni (northern sea otter)
Lineage: Eukaryota; Metazoa; Chordata; Mammalia; Carnivora; Mustelidae
Product: natural killer cells antigen CD94-like
Exons: 6
Coding region: 1-699 (232 amino acids)
Biological process (GO): cellular response to molecule of fungal origin
Molecular function (GO): (1->3)-beta-D-glucan binding
Source: RefSeq, a predicted model, not a curated record